This is a messenger RNA of Pyricularia grisea, 2244 nucleotides long. RefSeq lists its product as uncharacterized. The record is from RefSeq and is a predicted model, not a curated record. Gene Ontology annotation, biological process: proteasome-mediated ubiquitin-dependent protein catabolic process. Gene Ontology annotation, molecular function: protein-macromolecule adaptor activity; protein binding. Lineage: Eukaryota; Fungi; Ascomycota; Sordariomycetes; Magnaporthales; Pyriculariaceae. Gene Ontology annotation, cellular component: nucleus. The coding region runs from base 1 to 2244 and encodes 747 amino acids. The transcript is spliced from 2 exons.
AUGUUCCAGGAAGCUACUCCUCCUCCAAGCAGUCCUGUCUGCGAGGGCAGGAGUAAUCAAAUGGGAUAUGUUUCAUUCACUCAAACCGUGCAGAAGCCUCAAGGUCUACCACCAAGGACACCUAGGAAGCUUCAAGGUAUCGUCAACAGCAGCAGCCCGACAUACUGGGCAAACACACCUGCUCUAAGCUCACCUGCCGACUUCGGUCCUUCAACUUCACCAACAUUAAUUCGUGUAGCCCCCACCACUCGAUCAUCGAACAAUAAUAACAAGGAACGAAAGCCGCCCUCGGUUACCCCUCGGAGGUUCACAAGAUUCUUCCACGGUCAGCGAAAAGUUCCAGCUGUCAGAUGUGCCCUCAACGACAUAACGAAGGCCUCUCUUAACGAGGUCGACGAGCAGUUACCACCCCGCCUUGAUGGCGACAGAGAUAUAUCCAUGGACUCAGGGCUUGCAACCAACAAACGUCCGAUAGCAGCUGUUUUGGGCUUUGAUUCUACAGAGCUUGGUCGUGAUAUCAAGCGGCAAAAUAAGGAGCUUGGUCCAGAUUUCCUGAACGUUAGCUUAAGUCAAACAUCCCUAGAUACUCCCCAGGCUACAGCAAGCACCCCUGAGCCUGUCCAAAGAAGUCUUCUGAGCCAGCGAAGCACUGCUGCUCGAAUUUUUCAACGGGAAAUAGGGGACAUAGACGGUGCAUUUGAUAUUCUCGACUUGGCACACCCUGUCCUGGACUGGAGACAUCAAACUGCAGACUUUUGUUCCUCUUUUGACUAUGUUCACGAUACAACCGCCGUUGCCCGGCCAGGCCAGGCCCGGGGAACCAUCUUCUCACAGGCAGCAUGUAAUACAAGCAAUAUGGUAUUCAUUGGUGACGACAUGGGCGAGGUUCGUCUACUGGACACUGAAACUCCCGGCGAUGAUGGAUUCAAAAAGUGCCAUCUUCGAUGGACUGCACACGGAAACGCCGUUACUGAUGUUGCCUUGUCGUCCGAUGAUCUGCGAGCUGCCACUGCCUCGGCCGAUCGGUCUGGUAUUAUCUGGGAUAUGAUGACUCAAAAGCCCUUGGCACUCCUCGACUGCGGUAGCUCCGCAAAGUCGAUUCGUUUCCAGCCCGGUCAAGGCGUCGGGAACGUCGUAGCAACCAGUACCCGUGACGGCAUCGUCCAAAUAUGGGACCUUCGGUGCAAAAACAGUCGCUACAGCGAGUGGAGCCAGGGUACAGUCGACGAAGAGGACUACCUCCGCGUUGCGAACAUUCCACCUUGGAACACGUUCGUUUCCGGCUCCACGGUACCCUGGACCACCAAGAGCUCCUCCAGCUCUCAACCAUCCAGGACCGUAGUGACAGCCCUCGAGUUUCUUCCUGCAGGCAAGGAACAUCUAGUGAUAUCAUCUUGCGAGGCAAACGCUACCAUAAAGCUCUGGGAUAUUCGUGCCAUUCGCCACCAGCUGGAAGCCAACAACAACGCAAGCAAACCCCUAUCUUGUGUCGCUCCUCCCCCUAGUCACAAGGCCUCGCGCAAUUGGGGCAUCAGCUCCAUGACGCUCGGAACCGACGGAGCCCGGCUCUACGCCCUCUGCAAGGACAACACGGUGUAUGCCUAUUCGACAGCGCACAUGGCCCUGGGUCACGUCCCCGAGCUGGAGCAGCGCCACAACCCCUUGCCCCGGAGGAACGCGGCGGUCCACCAGGGACUCGCCCCUCUGUACGGCUUCCGGCAUGCGCUCUUUACCUCGCCCACCUUCUUUGUCAAAUGCGCCAUCCGCCCCGCCCGGGAUGGCCGCUCCGAGCUGCUGGCUGUUGGCAGCGGGCACGGCACGCCUGUACUUUUCCCUACGGACGAGCGCUACUUGCACGCUCAGCAAACAGCCACCGUGUCAUCGUCAUCGGCCAAGGAUCGCACCGACCCCAAACAGGACAAGGCAUGGACCGAUGAAGGAUCGUGGGGCUUCCCCGCCAACACGAAGCACCUGGCCCCGCGUGCCGGCGAGACGACACCCAUCUAUACCAGCGGCACCCCGCUAAUCCACGGUCACGGUAAGGAGGCGACCUCGGUCUCUUUCACCCGCGACGGCCGCUUGGUCUCGGCGUCGGACGACUUCACAGCCCGCGUCUGGGCCGAGGACCGCGAACAGGCCAAGCAGCUGCGCUGUGGCGGCUGGACCGGUGGUCAGCGCUGGGGUUGGGGCUGGGCAAGUGUGGAAACGGACUUUGAUGAGGAUGAAGUUGAGGAUGAAUUUUAG